UGCAUGUUCAGAGUGAUUAGAUUAUCAGGAUUUUUGAAGGUAUUGUCCUACUAAUUGACAAUGGGGAAGAAGGUCAAGACCGGAAAAAACCGUUUAGACAAGUACUAUCAUUUAGCCAAAGAGCAAGGUUACCGAGCGAGGUCCGCUUUCAAAUUAAUACAACUUGCGCAAUACAAUGAUAUUUUUUCUAAUUGUCGAAUUUUACUUGACUUGUGCGCUGCUCCAGGAGGAUGGUUACAAGUUGCGCAAAAAAACAUGCCCGUAUCCAGUCAAAUUAUAGGAAUUGAUUUAGUACCAAUAAAACCAAUUCAUGGAGUUAUUACUAUCCAAAGUGAUAUUACAUCGCAACGUUGUUUAUCUUCGAUAAAAUCGCAUUUAAAAGGAGAACGAGCAGACGUUGUUUUGCAUGAUGGUGCUCCGAAUGUUGGAACAUCUUGGUCGUAUGACGCAUAUUCUCAAAAUGAGCUAGUACUUAGCGCUCUACGUAUUGCUGCAACAUUUUUACGCUCAGGAGGUACUUUUAUAACAAAGGUUUUCAGGUCCCAAGACUAUUUAUCACUUUUAUGGGUUUUCCAACAACUCUUUUCACGUGUUACUGCUACCAAGCCCUCUUCCUCAAGAAAUAUUUCAGCUGAAAUUUUUGUAAUUUGUGCCGGAUAUCGUCAGCCUGAAAAAUUGGAUACCAAAUUUUUUGAUCCGCGUCACGUAUUUCUUAAUUCGGAAAGUCAAAAUACGGGGGCGACAUCUGCCCUACAAAAGAAGAACAAACGUAGUUUGACUGAACUUAUGAAAUCAGCAAAUGAAAGACAUCGCCAAGGAUACGAAAAAGGAGACGAUUAUAAAGAAGCAACAGUUACAGAUUUUUUAAAUACGGAAAAAUCUCCGGCUGAAUUCAUUAUGACGCAUCACAAAUUCGUUUUCACCAAGGAAAGCGAAGAAGAACAAAAACUUUUAAACCAUCCUUUGACUACUCAAGAAGUCAUUCUAUGUUGUGAUGAUUUAAAGGUUUUGGGUAAGCGUGAAGUGACCUUGUUAUUAAAAUGGCGUCAUAAAUUACUAAAGGAGAAUAGAGAUUUAGAAAAAGAAAAUUUAGUUCAAGUCAAUGAACAAAAUUUGAGUGAUUUGGACGAAUUUUCAGAAUCGCGUUUAGAUGAGAAAUUACAAACAAUGAAGGCUGAACAAGCCAAACUAGCCAUUAAAGAAGCGAGAAAACGUCGGCAACUGGAAGAAAAACUUAAUUUAAAAAGCAAAAUGUCGCUAGGAGCUUUUAAUCCUGUUGAAAUAGAUCCGGAUUUGUUUUGUUUAAAAGACAGCAAUGUUUUAGAAGAAGAAGAUCAGGUGCUACAAGCAGGGAAGUAUUACGACAAGGUUCAAAAAUUGGAUGAGGUUUCAGAUGACUCGUCAGAACACAACGAGUCUAUUUUUUCUCAAACUGACGGAAAUACAGACAUUGACUAUCUUACAGAGCAACAGCGCCUUGAAGAAAUGGCCCAAAAUUUAGAUAUAUGGGAAUCUCAAAAAAAAGAUAGACUAAGGGAAAAAGAAGCCAAAAGGCAGUUGAAAAAGAAGAAGGAGACAAGACGAGAGUUGGCCUACGCCGCAUGGAACAAAGAAUUAGCAGAAGUUGCGAAUAAAGGACAAAACUUAGAAACCCAAGUGGACACGUCUGACGACGAUGAGGAAAACGAAGAUGCAGAUAUGUUAUCAAAUAAUGAUACACUAGCAAAAAAAACAGGUGUAAUUGGACAAGGUAUCGAAGAUAUCCAGAAUGACAUAGAUUUUGACAAAGGUAACAACAAAUUAGCGGGAGAAGGCACGAAGAUUCAGCAAAAAACAGAUCGGUGGUUUAAUCAAGCUCUAUUUAAAGAAGCUGGUAUAAGUUUGGCAACUGUGUAUGAUGAGGUUGAAAAUUUUAAUACAAAUAAUGGCGUGGAUGAGGAUUUCAAUAUGAACGAGGAAAACGAUAUACGUGAAGUCGAUGAAGAUAAAUUAGUUAGCUUACCGUUAACUGAGAAGAAGCAACGCAAAGAAAAAAGAAAGCGUGAGUUAGAAAAGAAAAAUUCACAAUUAGAAUCUCAGCGGAAAACAUUGAAAAAAAAAGGAGUUUUAGAUAUAGAACUGAACAAUGUACUCGAUACGACGGCUUUAAAAGACAAGGACAAUUUUAGCUUUACGACUGUACCAAGAGAAACUACAGUGCAAAACAAUGAAGGUUAUGACGAGGAAGAAGAAGCGAAUGAAGCCUCCACCUGUACGUUUGUACCGAAGUCUCAAAAGGAAGUUUCACAGAUACAAGCUCUUGGAAGUCUUUUAUCAAAAAAACGAACUCGGUUUGAUCUUAUUGAUGGCGCUUAUAAUCGUUACAGCUUUGAUGAUGAUGAAUGUGUUCCUGAGUGGUUUUUGGAAGAUGAAGAACACCGAAUGCGGCCUGAACUUCCAGUUACAAAGGAAGUAAUGAAAGAAUAUAGACAAAAAUUAGCUGAAUUAAGCAAGAGACCGAUUCGAAAAGUUUUGGACGCUCAAGGUCGUAAAAAACAAAAAAUGCGAAAGCGCAUUCAAAGUGCGAAAAAUAAAGCUGAAGUUGUGGCGUCUUCUGCUGAAUAUACAGAAUCUUCCAAGGCAGCAACAAUACAGAAAAUAAUGAGAAACGCAACGCGAGAUACUGCAAAGGGAAAAACAUACGUAGCUUCACGCAAGAAAGGUGGUAGUACAACCGUUGGACGUAACCGCCCAGGAGAAAAGGGUGGAAAGGUCCGAAUGGUCGACAAGCGUUUAAAGAAGGAUAAACGAGCUCAAAAACUAAAAAGAAAGCGUUCAAAACGCUAAUUUCCUUAUUAAAAACUUUUUUUAAAAACCAAAUGAAUAAAGUUAGAAAUUUUUUAAUAAAACACAAGCAAAAUAAUUUUUCUACGACAAGUUGCACGAACUAUGUAUGGCU
Hylaeus volcanicus is the source of this 2938-nucleotide messenger RNA. RefSeq names its product pre-rRNA 2'-O-ribose RNA methyltransferase FTSJ3-like. The record is from RefSeq and is a predicted model, not a curated record. The coding region runs from base 61 to 2826 and encodes 921 amino acids. The transcript has 10 exons. Gene Ontology annotation, cellular component: preribosome, large subunit precursor; nucleolus; nucleus. Gene Ontology annotation, biological process: rRNA methylation; maturation of 5.8S rRNA from tricistronic rRNA transcript (SSU-rRNA, 5.8S rRNA, LSU-rRNA); maturation of LSU-rRNA from tricistronic rRNA transcript (SSU-rRNA, 5.8S rRNA, LSU-rRNA). Gene Ontology annotation, molecular function: rRNA (uridine-2'-O-ribose)-methyltransferase activity; rRNA (guanine) methyltransferase activity. NCBI's taxonomy places the organism in Eukaryota, Metazoa, Arthropoda, Insecta, Hymenoptera, Colletidae.